Periophthalmus magnuspinnatus is the source of this 5690-nucleotide messenger RNA. Its product is annotated as probable G-protein coupled receptor 158. Bases 437 to 4225 code for a protein of 1262 amino acids. Gene Ontology annotation, cellular component: membrane. Gene Ontology annotation, biological process: G protein-coupled receptor signaling pathway. The record is from RefSeq and is a predicted model, not a curated record. Gene Ontology annotation, molecular function: G protein-coupled receptor activity. The transcript has 13 exons. Lineage: Eukaryota; Metazoa; Chordata; Actinopteri; Gobiiformes; Gobiidae.
GCACUUGAGUCCCGAACAGCUCCCGUGUGUUUCCCACGCGCCGCCCCCUCCGGCAGACUGUGAGGAGCAGCCACACACGAGCAGGCGACACUCAAGUGACCCAUUCCGCCUUCAUUGGGAGGGACAGUGGCUUCGGGAACAUUUUGGCGUGCUGCUAGUCAUCACAGAGCUCCCACAUGGAUCCGAGGAAGAGGAUAGCAGCACAAACACGACGUGUUGGUGGAUUACGGACAUUAACACAGUGAGAUGAAUCAAGGAGCGAAGGAUGUGGGAAGAUCGUGGGAACUGAAGAGGGAACGCGUUUGUUUUCACCUGUGAGGUGGAUAUGAUUCAUGACACGGUGUACUUUUCACUGCGCGUAGUGGUUUUUACGGUCAUGUCUGUCACACUUUGCCAACUGUUCGAGGAUCCUUAACCGCGCUCGUGAACCGGAACCAUGGCUCUGGUGUAUACCCUGCUGCUACAGACAGCAGUUGUUUGGGCUUCAAAUUACGGAUACGUGGAGUGGUCAGACAGUGACAGAGACGACAAGAAUCCCCCGAUCUUCAGUACCCAAAACAUUUACCGGGAAUCGCUCCACAAUCCCACGUUCGACGCGCAUGUUCCAGCCACAGAACGCGCGGUUGUGGCGCACAAGAUCGAGGAGGACUUGCCCCGAGUGGUGACCGCCUUCCUACACACAGGGGACUCUUCGGCGCUCAGGCAGGUAAACUGUUCAAGAAGGUACGAGCUCAGCAGCCUGAGAGGCGGCCUGCACGUGGCUUCGCACUAUUCCCUCCACAGCAUCUUGGAUACAGUUGCGCACGCCACUAACUUCCUAAACAUGAUCCUCCAAACGAACAGGUCUCGAGAGCACAGUGUGCGCCGGGACAUCCACUGGUAUCACGCUCUGGUGCAGAGCAUCUUGGAAGGGGAUCCCAAAAUUCACAGGGCAGUAGUUACUUUUCACUCUGACGCGCGCACACCUGGCCCUCACGUUUUUCUUCAGGCGACAAGAACCGAGAAGGAUGUUGUGCUACAAGACCUUUCUGCGUCCGUUCACAGACGCCUCAGGAGCAGGGGUCCCGAGUCAGACUGGUUUAAUGACAUCAGAGACGGGAGACCCCUCACUCACAGGAAAGUGCAGGACGUGUCGGGCUCUAAAGGUGCAAGUUACCUCCUGGAUAAGAACCAGAUCAAAUGGUCUGCCCCUUACUUGGAGUGUGAGCACGGGGUCUUUGUGCCCUAUUGGCUUCUCACUCUAUCUGCGGGCUUCUAUGGACUCAAGAAUAACUCUGCACCCGAGUUCAGGGGCGUUGUGCGAGUGGACGUUAACUUACAGGAUGUGGACAUUGACCAGUGCUCGAACAGUGGCUGGUUUGCUGGCACUCACCGCUGUAACCUCACCAGCAUGGAGUGCACCCCCAUCGAGGGCCACGGCUUUGUAUUGGACAAGUACAAGUGCCAGUGUCGCAGUGGGUUCUACCAUCCCAGUCGAGUGGCUCUCAAUGGACACAAAAGUAAAGACAGAGAUGACCCCUCAGAAGGCUCCACCAGGUGCCUGCCAUGUCGGGACGGGUGCCCCUUCUGUCAGGACGACACACCAUGUGUGGUGCAGGAGGAUGGGGCGCUCAGGCUCUCUGUGGCCACUCUGCAGGGGCUCUGCAUGCUGCUGGAUCUGGCCUGCAUGGUGGCCCUGUAUCACCUCCGCAGGAAUAAGAGCAUCCGCACGUCUGGACUGAUUCUGCUGGAGGCCAUCUUAUGUGGGGCUCUGCUGCUCUACUUUCCAGUGAUGAUCCUGUUCUUCAACCCCAGUGUGUUUCGAUGUAUCCUCCUGCGCUGGGUCCGUCUCCUGGGGUUUGCCAUUAUGUACGGCACCAUUGUUCUCAAGCUGUACAGGGUGCUGAAGGUGUUCCUGUCCCGCACUGCCCAGAGGACUCCCUACAUGACGAGUUGGCGGGUGCUGCGUCUUCUCCUUGUCAUCCUUUUAGUAGUGCUGUGGUUCCUCGUGGCCUGGACCUCGGCUGUUUGUCAGAAACCAGAUCUGAACCAGGUCCUGAUCAGUGCUGGCCUCACCGCGGAUGGGCUGCAGUUCAGUAUGUGUCUGCUGGACCGCUGGGACUACAUGAUGGCUGUGGCUGAGUUCCUGUUCCUGCUUUGGGGCGUGUACCUGUGCUACGCGGUUCGGACCGUGCCCUCAGCGUUCCACGAGCCUCGUUACAUCGCUGUGGCGAUCUACAAUGAGCUUGUGGUGUCAGCCAUCUUUCAAAUCCUCAGGUUUUCUCUGGUCCCGGGACUCCAUCCUGACUGGAUGUUCAUGUUGUUCUUCGCUCACACUCAUCUGACUGUUACUGUCACUUUGUGUCUACUGCUCGUCCCAAAGUUUUUGGCCAAAGGGACUCAGGCCAGGGACGACAUUGCCACAGAGGCAUAUGAGGAGGAGCUGGACAUGGGACGGUCCGGGUCUUAUUUAAACAACAGCAUCACCUCAGCCUGGAGUGAGCACAGUCUGGACCCUGAGGACAUACGGGAUGAACUGAAGAAGCUGUAUGCUCAGCUCGAGAUCCAUAAGCGAAAGAAGAUGCUCGCUAACAACCCUCACCUUCAGAAGAAACGCAACUCCAAAAAGGGCCUGGGUCGCACCCUGAUGAAGCGCAUCACAGAGAUCCCAGAGACUAUGCACCUGCACCGGCAGGGAAGUCGCGAGGAGGGCAGCGAACAUGGUAGCAACAGGAGCACUCUCCGGAGGGGGGCUUUUGACCACCCAGGACACCAUGGUAAAUCACGAGAUGAUUCCCUAAGGAACAAAGUCAUGGCACUAAAGAAGUCCCUGAGCUACGACCAUGUCUGUGACCAGGAGGGGGCUGCCCCCAGCCCCAGCGGCUCAGCUGGUGGAGAGAAAAUGACCCCUGUGGGAGGCGGAGAGGGAUCAUUUUUGGGCUCACUGAUUGGUCGAAAACAUGCCAAGAAACCAAUGGACUCACCUGUGACCAUCCAGACCCUCCAGCCUGCGGAAUCCACAGAAUCUGUCCCCCUCUUCUGGAAAUCUGCCAGUGCCCACAACCUGACGCAUGAAAAGAAACCAGUCCACCUGCGCACCACCAUCAUGCAGAAGUCUCUGAGUGUCAUUUCCAGCGCCAAAGAGAAGAUGCCCGGUCUGGCCAACAAGAAUGUGGAGGAUGCCAAUAAAAGGGGUCCGAAAGGGCACGAAGGGGGCACCCUGGCAGAAGUGGACGAGACCCCAGAACAAUAUCCAAAGAUGAUCGUGAGCCAAUCUGUGGAGUACUCCAAAGCACCACUCAAAAUGGGCAUCAUGAAACAGCAGGUGAGUGGUAGCCAGCCCUCCAUCUGCUCUGAGACUGGGAGGAGCCUCUACGAUGUCUCUGAGGUGUGUCCAUGGGAGAUAGAGGAGAGUCAGACCCCCACAUCUGAAGUCAAAGCCCAAAAACAUGUCUCCAUUGCCCCGGGAGAAACCACAGCCUGUCGCCGUGGCAGCACUUCUGGGAGCACCAAAGGGGGGCGCUCUCAGCAGAGACACAAAACUGGACAAUCACCGGCCAACAGACGAAGAAGCAGGGACAAAGGAGCAGAAAAGGAGGAGAUGAGGGAGUCGCGAAAAUCCAGACCGUCAAAGUCUCCUCUGCCGUUGAAACCAGAUGUCUGUCCAUGGGACUUUGAGGAGCAGCCAAUUAUGGGACCAGAGACCAUUUCUCCAGAUCGAAUGCGACGAAAGAAAAGUGUCACGCCCACCGAUGGCAAACCCAAAACUCUCCAUUCGGACCACUCCAAGUCCACCGGGAGUCUACUGCAACCUCCGUCACUCAUGGUAGAGAUAUGCCCGUGGGAUUACUCUAGUCCCCCAUCGCCGAAACAGGAGCGAGGGUGCAACAGUCCCGGCACACACAAGAAGAAGAGGAAAGGCUCGUGUUCGUCCAAUCACAAAGCAGAGAAAGAAAAGGGUCGGGAGAAGAGCAGGGAGAGACGCAGCUCCUCCAGUAAACCAUCUUCAGAGAGGAGGAGGGUGAGCCAGUCCUCGGAUUGUCCCGUGGGGGUGGGGUCAGAGAGACGAAGGAGCUCGUCCAGGGACCCAGAGGUGGUGUACCGGGACAAUGAGGCAUCUCGCGGCAGCCUCACACAGACUAAACCCUCCGGAGAGAGGAAGAGAGCUGCUGUCAUCAGUGCACCUAACAUGGCCGACGUCUGCCCUUGGGACUUCCCCGAUCCGGACUCUGGAGGGAGGGUGUGAGGAAAACAUGUGAUUGUCAUUUUUCAUUCCCAAAAGAAAAAAAAAAGACUUGGACGAAUUAACCUGAGAGUUAAGAUUAGUUUUUUUUCAGCAAGUCUCUUUUUGUGCUGAUCGAAAACAUUAUUCUACUUUCUUUCUUGCAACUCAAGCAAAACAUGACAGGGAAUACAACCUUCAGGUCACUCUUAUAGUAGUUUUCCACACUUUGCUUGUUUUUUCACUAAGUAACAGUUUUAGUUAAAGUAGACCCAACAAUCACUUAUUAUCAUGGAACAGUUCUCCUCACAGCUUACUCGAUAUGCAUUUCCCUUGGUGUACUCUGAUUAGGGAUAAAUUUAGAUUAGGUGAUAAGCCAGCAGAGACCAACUCUAUUAGACAUGAUGAUGAAAGGCAGUGGGGAAUAACAUUGUGCAGAAAAAAAGAAGAAUGAGCUGUGAGGUUUCUAGACACAGCAGGCAAGCCAAACCUUUAGACAGAUUUUCAUAAUUCAAGUUAGCUUAGUUAAGUCAAGUCAAGUUAGUUAACGACAAUGUGUUUGAGCAGAGGUACCUGGGGAUUGCCACUGUUAAGUCUUCUGAUAACAAGCUCAUACUACAGCCAUAAUUGGUUUAUUUAGUCAACAUUUGCUUUUCCUUUAGACAGUCUCCUCUGGGGUUUUCAAUACAAAUCAUCUUCAUGGUAAUGCGAUUCACCUAUUGAUUUGGCAUAGGUAAUACAUCAGAUGCCCUUCCAAUUAUGACAGCCGUGCUUUUAAGGCUUUGGGCUGACACAAGAAAAUGGAAGCCCACCACCGUUUUUUAUUCUGUAUUUUUAUUUAUUCUUUUUUUUUUUUACAUUGUACUGUGAAAGAUGGACACACGUUACAAAAUAGCACACUUUAGCCCCCAGAUUCAGCCUGCCUUGUUAGUUAUGCUCGGUGCACUUUUGGUCUUCAAAUAGACAGCCAUCCACACAUGCAUGACCAAGUACUCAAUCACAUAUUUCAUUGCUAAAACCAUUAAUUUAUUUACCAUUUACACUUCAAUAACGACAGUAUUUCCAUCCUUUGACCACCCACUAUUAAUAAUGAAUACAGUGCAAUGUUAACCACCUAUGUCUGUGUGAAGCUGCAUCCUGAUGUGCAUGAUCAUACUGGGCUUUAUGAACAAAAAACAUAACAAAAAGUUAAGGUCCUACAGAAGGGAAAAUACCACUUUUAAAAAUGUGUCUCAAAGAAUGUGAAGUAAUGAAAAAAGGCACAAUACACAUUUAUAAUCUUUCAGUUUUGUACCAGGUUUUGUUGGGCCUUUCGAAUGGAAAACUGUGCACAAAUAAAUGUAUUUUAUGCUUGUUCAUUGUGUUACUACUAAAAGUUGCAAAUGAUUGUAGCGUCCACAUGAGAAAGUUUCUAUUGUACAAUCAUGUUGUGUUGCAUGUACAUAAGAGUCAAUGCUACAGUUCUGAAUUAAAUGUUUCUACAAAAGUA